Messenger RNA from Sardina pilchardus (European sardine), 2933 nucleotides. RefSeq names its product cytochrome P450 1A1-like. Gene Ontology annotation, molecular function: steroid 17-alpha-monooxygenase activity; oxidoreductase activity, acting on paired donors, with incorporation or reduction of molecular oxygen, reduced flavin or flavoprotein as one donor, and incorporation of one atom of oxygen; heme binding. Bases 200 to 1765 code for a protein of 521 amino acids. Gene Ontology annotation, biological process: progesterone metabolic process; hormone biosynthetic process. The transcript has 7 exons. The record is from RefSeq and is a predicted model, not a curated record. Lineage: Eukaryota; Metazoa; Chordata; Actinopteri; Clupeiformes; Clupeidae.
AGAGCCAAGAAGCGCUCUAUAAAAGAACUUGCUCUUCUAUCACUCAGAAGCUUUCUAGGAAAACAACAAAUUGACAUUUACAACUGUAGUGAAACCGUACACAUACCGACGGAACUACACCUGUUCAGUGACCAUUUGGGCAUAAACCAGUACCAACACAUACUCAGAAAGACUUUAGAAGAAGACAAAAACAAAAACCAUGGCACUUCUGGUUUUGCCUCUGUUGGGGGCUUUGUCAGUCUCUGAGAGCCUUGUGGCCAUUACAACAGUGUGUUUGGUAUACCUGCUCUUGCAACUCCGCACAAAAAUCCCAGAAGGUCUCCGCCAGCUUCCGGGUCCCAGGCCCCUCCCGAUCAUCGGCAAUGUUCUGGAAAUUGGCGGCAACCCUCACCUGAGCCUCAGCGCCAUGACCAAGCGCUAUGGUCACGUGUACCAGAUCCAGAUCGGCAUGCGGCCCGUGGUGGUCCUCAGCGGCAUCGACAUGGUGCGGCAGGCGCUCAUCAAGCAGGGCGAGGACUUUGCCAGCCGUCCUGACCUCUACAGCUUCCAGUUCGUCAACGACGGCAAGAGCCUGGCCUUCAGCUCCGACCAGGCCGGGGUGUGGCGUGCCCGCCGCAAGCUGGCCAUGAGCGCCCUGCGCUCCUUCUCCACGCUGGAGGGCGAGAAUCCAGCCUACUCCUGCGUCCUGGAGGAACAGAUCAGCACGGAGGGCAUCUACCUGGUGGAGCGCCUGCAGACGGUGAUGGACGACAGCGGCAGCUUCGACCCCUUCUGCCACAUCGUGGUGUCAGUGGCCAACGUCAUCUGCGGCAUGUGCUUUGGUCGGCGCUACAACCACGACGACGAGGAGCUGCUGAACCUGGUCGAAAUAAGUGAAGAAUUCGGACAGGUGGUGGGAAGCGGGAACCCUGCUGACUUCAUUCCCUUCCUCCGUUUCCUGCCCGGCAGCUCCAUGAAGAAGUUCAUGGCCAUCAACGACCGCUUCAACAAGUUCAUACAGAAGAUGGUGGGGGAGCACUACGAGUCCUACGAUAAGAAUAACAUCCGCGACAUCACAGACUCACUCAUUGACCACUGCGAGGACAGGAAGCUGGAUGAAAACUCAAAUGAGCAAGUGUCGGAUGAGAAAAUUGUCAGCAUUGUCAAUGACCUCUACGGUGCCGGAUUUGACACCAUCAGCACAGGUCUGUCAUGGGCUGUUAUGUAUUUGGUGGCCUACCCAGACAUCCAGGAAAGACUACACCAAGAAAUAAAGGAGACAGUUGGGAUGGAGAGAAACCCACAUCUGUCGGAGAAGUCCAGGCUCCCUCUUUUGGAAGCCUUCAUCUUUGAGCUGUUCCGUCACUCCUCCUUCGUUCCUUUAACUAUCCCACACUGCACUGCAUCUAAAGACACAUCUCUCAAUGGAUACUUCAUCCCUAAAAACACUUGUGUGUUCAUCAACCAGUAUCAGGUCAACCACGACCCUGAGCUGUGGAAGGACCCUGAGGUCUUCAUGCCAGAGCGUUUCCUGUCUGCUGACGGCACGGAGGUGAACAAGUUGGAGGGCGAGAAGGUGCUGAUCUUCGGCGUGGGCAAGCGGCGCUGCAUCGGCGAGGCAAUCGGCCGUGCCGAGGUCUUCCUCUUCCUUGCCAUCCUCAUCCAGCGCCUGCAGUUCCACAAGAUACCCGGCCAAAAACUGGACAUGACCCCUGAGUACAGCCUCACCAUGAAACACAAACGGUGCCACCUGCGGGCCACCUUGCGCCCACGGGAGGAAAACUGAAGGUGAGGGGCGGGGGGGCAGCUCGCCCCAGAAUUUGCACCUAAAUAUUAUUUGUCUUUUCAGGCGGGUGCAAAUCGCAAAUACUGUAUAAAAUCCGAUUUGUUUGCAUUAGCAAGUGGAACAGUGGAACAGGGUACACUGUACUAUCUGUGGUAAAAGCAGUUUGUGCGUUAUCAGAGCGUUCUCAACGAACUCGCUGCUGAUUGGACAGGGACACAAGAUCCUUUGCUCAUCCAAUUAACUGGCAAUUCUGCAGAUGAAUCCUCUAUCUGAGCCCAUAGCUACCUGUGAUCUCAGACAAGAGGGACCUAGUAGAAGAAAGCAGAUCUUUUCCAAGCAAAUUCAGCUCAGGUCAAACAAUCCUACACUGUUUGAUGAUGUAUAGCAAGAACAUACAUAUGAGCUGCUAAUUAAAAGGAGUAAUUUUCAUCAGAAGGGAGGUUUAUUGAAAAUAUUGUGCCGCACAGAGGGGUAAAAUAUGUUAUAAUGGAAGGUGAUGUGACCCACCACCCACUUUUUAAGCAUAAAUAAAUAAAUAAUAUAUCUAUAGCUAAAUUGACAGAGGAAAUGCAACAAGUGCCUUUUAUAAUGUAGCCUAGAGAGGACCACACAUGCUGCAAAUAAAUCUUUGAUGUGUUGAAUUAGGAUUACAUCAAAUUAAGGCCAUCUGUAUAUCAGUCCUCUGAAUAUGAGGGGUUUUAAAAAAAAAUGAUGGGUUUUAAUAAACUAAAGCUAUUUUGUAUAACGGUUUAGUCCUCUUAUGUGAUAGGAUGUGUAUUAUUUUGACUGUUGACUGUGAACAAGAUUUGAAUGUGCCUGAAAGGGUUUAUUUUGUAUUCCUAUAUAUGGCAAAUAUGCCAUUUGUUCUGUUAUUGCCUUUUACCCCCACAGAACAAUUUGUUUAUCUGCUGUAUUCCCUGUUUGAGAGUGUAAGGAGUCAAACACUGUGCAGACAAUGAAGGAUUUGAUAAAAAAAAAAAAAAAGACACUGAGCUGUGAAACUCUGAAGAACAUAAUAACAAGCUAUUAAUUAUUCAUUAAUCCCAACUUUGUAUAUUGUAUUUUUGUGAAUAUUUUUUUCUCUUGAUUAAUUGGUGUAACUUGUUUGUGUAUUUAUAAGUAAACAAAGAAGAAAAUUAAAUAAUAAACUGUUCCUUAGUUACUGAUA